Molecule: messenger RNA, 2633 nt
Organism: Cydia splendana
Lineage: Eukaryota; Metazoa; Arthropoda; Insecta; Lepidoptera; Tortricidae
Gene: arg
Product: arginase-1
Exons: 7
Coding region: 171-1178 (335 amino acids)
Cellular component (GO): cytosol; nucleus; cytoplasm
Molecular function (GO): arginase activity; manganese ion binding
Source: RefSeq, a predicted model, not a curated record
UGAUAUUAGAACGAUAUAAAACAGAAGAGCGUUAACAAACUCCAAUUGCUUAGGUAUUAUUCUGCUAACCAAUAGUAAUACUUAUUAUUAUUUAGUAUUUAAACACUUUAUAAGCCGCACAUCUAGCCGCGCUAUCUCCUACGGGUUGAACAAGGAUUUUCAUUCGAAACAUGAGCCAGAUGAAGCCGAUUAAGAAAGUGGGCAUCAUCGGGGUUCCUUUCGAGAAGGGCCAGAAGAAGUAUGGCGUGAGCGUUGCCCCUGCGGCAAUGAGGUACGCUGGCUUGCUUCACAAACUCAAAGAAAUUGAUGGUCUGGAUGUUAAGGACUACGGGGACGUCAACACCCACGCGGACAUCGAAGUUAGCCAAAAAGCAAUGAACAAUAUAGAAAACAUGUCAGACCUAGCGCUGGUGUCAGCAUGCAACAAGCGGCUCUCUGAGAAAGUCUCGCAAGUGCUUCGAGACGAAAGAAUAGCGGUGACUAUUGGUGGUGAUCAUUCUAUUGGAGUCGGUACGGUGGAUGGCCACUACAGUGUAAAUGAGGAUAUGAUUCUAAUAUGGGUGGAUGCACACGCCGACUUGAAUACCAACAAGACGUCAGGCUCAGGGUCUGUCCACGGCAUGCCAGUAGCUCUCCUAGUCAAGGAACUCUCGGACUACUGGCCGUAUCUUCCUACGAUGGACUGGCAAGUGCCAAAAUUUUCAAUCAAAAGCCUCGGUUACAUCGGCUUGCGGUCCGUAGACAGCUACGAGAGGUUGGCGAUAGAAAAAUACAACGUCCCCACAUUUGCAAUGGAAGAUAUUGACAAGCACGGAAUAGUGAACUCCAUACAGCACGUGCUGCAAGUGCUGGACCCGGAGCAGAAGCGCCCCAUCCAUGUCAGCUUCGACAUCGACGCGCUGGACGCGCUUGAGGCUCCCAGCACCGGGACUCCAGUGCGCGGCGGACUCACGCUUCGUGAGGGCAUCACAUUGAUGGAGCUCAUACACGCGACGGGGCGGCUGCGCGCCGUGGACCUCGUGGAAAUCAACCCGGCGCUGGGCAGCGGCGCCGACCGCGACCGCACGCUCGAGGCUGGCGUUGCGGUGCUGCGCGCCGCGCUAGGCUUCUCCAGGCGCGGCACCGCGCCCCGGGACAAGCUUGACCUGCCCAUACAAACCCCAGCACCCCACAAGUAAAAGUCGUGCCCUAAACUAUUAAAAACAUGCCAAUCCAGUGCACUCACCUAUAUAACGUUUAAGCGUAAAAUUGAAGUAAUUUUAAGUUUUAUUUUCCGAUCCCGGACCCAUUGCGGGGCCUCAUUUAUAUGUUGACUAACUAUGCCGACUACGAAGUAAAAAAAACAUUAAAGUCACAAAUAUAUUUUCUCUGUUAUUGGAUUUUACGAAUUCAAAAUAUUUGUUCGGACAUCGUACAACGCAAUUUUUUCGACUGAUCUGAACGGUAAUUAACUGAGGAACUGAAGAAUAUUUAAUUUGAAAAAAAAUUAAAUAUAAUUACAAUAAUGACGCUUUUUCCUUAACCAUUAUUUAUUUGGAAGCUACGCACAUCUUUGUUGUCUUUCAUUUCCCUAAUCGCUUAGGUAUACUGCACAAAUCGAGAAUAAUAAUAUGGUUUAUGAUGUAUUAAGUAGUAAGUUUGGUAUAGGUACAUUUAACAUUUGGAGUUAUAGGUAACAUACAAGAAUUACCAUUUUUGCACUGAAAAUUAGUACGAGAGUUGUUAGCUGCUCCGGCUUUACUAAUGCGAUUAGGUAAUGGAAAAGUCGCCACUGCUGACUGAUAUGGUGUUCAUUAUUGGCGGGGUGCCGACAAUAAGGUACCUAGUUUAACCUACUAACAAUGUUUUUGACUUGUUCUCCUUUUCUGUUUAAUUUUCAUUGUCAAUCGUAAACCGUAGCCGUAGGUACCUACUCGCAGAUGGCAAAGAUAGGUAGGUACGGGCCCAGUUUGGUCUCUCACGUAUAGUGUACUGGGUGCCUAGCCAAAAUGCCAAUCGUUUACGCUCCGUAGCGAACGAAACGCCACUCUGUCGUACUAAUAGAGUGAUAGAGAGAAAGAGAUAACCGUAUCGUUCGCUACGGAGCGAACGAUUGGAAUCUUGAUAUUGUAAAACCAGUUCUGUGAAAAAAAAACAUUUUGUAUUUUAGGUUGCAUUAAGGUAUUAGGUACCUAUUUAUUUAUGGAAUAAUUGUAUACAUUAUUAUACCAAUUAAAAUACCUGCCUAUACCAGGUACAGUCAUUAUCAAAUAGAUAGUGACGGCGUUCUAUGGUAACAAAUGUGUGUUCGGCCUUACGAUAUAUUUAUCCACGUUCGCCGUCACUAUAUACUUGAUGCCGGCUGUAGGUACUAGUGACAUACAUCUAAAUGAAGUAACCGCAAAUCGCCGUGUCUCUUGCGAUAACCCUAUAUAUCAAAUAAUAUAUGUACCUACAUUAUUAUAUUAUCUAAUUCCAUACUAAUACAACUAUAACCUCCAAGAAAUCGGUAAAUUGGCGUAACGGGCCGAAUAGCAGUGGGUAAUAGAAUUUCCUUGAUUGAAUAGAAGGUACCUACUGUAGCGACUUAUCGGUUUCCAAUUAUAUUACGUAAACAGGUGCUUUGUGCACGCUCCGUCAUACCCUGUGUAUAU